Molecule: messenger RNA, 480 nt
Organism: Rhododendron vialii
Lineage: Eukaryota; Viridiplantae; Streptophyta; Magnoliopsida; Ericales; Ericaceae
Product: classical arabinogalactan protein 6-like
Exons: 1
Coding region: 1-480 (159 amino acids)
Source: RefSeq, a predicted model, not a curated record
AUGGCUCGCCAAUUGGUUGUCCUUGCCCUAGUCAUCGCCGCCGUAUUCUUUGGCAUCUCGGCUGAGGCUGCCGCCCCAUCUGCCUCCCCUAAGGCUUCCCCUGCCGCCACCCCCGCCGCCGCCACCCCUGUUGCCGCAGCUGCCCCCAAGAAAAGCGAGACAGCCACAGCCACCCCCUCAGUGUCCCCCAAGGCAUCCGCCACCCCCUCAGCGUCCCCCAAGGCAUCCGCCGCUGUCCCAACUCCAGCGGCAUCCACCCCAGCUCCCGAGGCCUCUUCUCCAACUUCUCUCUCCCCCGCAGAAGGCCCCGAGACCGACGUAUCGUCUCCACCCGCCCCUGCAAGUGAAUCAACCGCACCAGCCACUCCGGUGGCCGACGCGGCUCCGGCUCAGGCACCGACUGGUGGUGCUGCUGCUCUGAAGGUCACAUCCAUCGCCGGUGUUGCCGCCAUCGCCGCUACGGGUUUCUUCUUUUUUUAA